Triticum turgidum subsp. durum (durum wheat) is the source of this 456-nucleotide messenger RNA. The record is from the annotation of a GenBank genome assembly. Lineage: Eukaryota; Viridiplantae; Streptophyta; Magnoliopsida; Poales; Poaceae.
AUGGGGGCGCAGAGAACUCUCCUCGCGAGCUUCCUGCUCGCCGCGUUGGCCACCCAGGCCUUCGUCGCCAUCUCGGCCAGGACCGGCCCGAUGGACAAGGCAAGCCAAGAUGACGUGAAGAGGCCGGACUGCGUGCCGUCGCUCGUCCCGCACAACUUCCCCGGCCACGGGGGCACCACCGUGCCGCUUCCCUCGCACGGAGGCUCCUCCGGCACGCCGCCUUACCACGGCGGCUCCGGCUCGACUCCGUCGCACAGCGGCUCCGGCUCGUUGCCUGACUCGUCGCAUGGCGGGUACGGGACGCCGCCUUCGCACGGCGGCUCUGGUUCGUUGCCUGACCCGUCGCACAGCGGAGAAGGUUACAGGUCCACUCCGGACGCGCCAUCCCAUGGCGGAGGCGCAUACGGGAGCUCACCCACACCUUCCCACGACGGGCCUACGAGUUUAAGUCACUGA